AUGGCUUGGAAUGAUCCAACAAACGACCCAUCGCUCGUUGAUGCUUUUAACACCGCAAAUUCUCUCGGAUUUAAAUUGUUCUUCUCUCUGGAUUAUGCCGGGAAUGGCCCCUGGCCGGUAGAUGAGGUUUUGAAUCUGUUGGGCAAGUUCAGCUCCCAGUCAUCAUACUACCGGUAUCAGGGAAGACCGUUUGUCUCAACUUUUGAAGGACCGGAAAGUGCAGAUGAUUGGAAGCUCAUCAAGGAGAGAACAGGAGCCUUUUUUGUGCCGGAUUAUUCUUCCCUUGGUGCUAAGGCAGCCAUGGAGCUGGGAGUAGCUGAUGGUCUCUUCAGCUGGGCCGCCUGGCCAUGGGGAGGUCAGGAAAUGGAUACUUAUACCGAUGUCUCUUACCGCCAGUAUCUUGAAAGUGGCAUGCCUUACAUGAUGCCUGCUUCUCCAUGGUUUUAUACAAACCUCCCGGGGUAUAAGAAGAACUGGGUCUGGCGAGGGGACAAUCUUUGGUUUGAUCGCUGGCAGGAAAUCAUGUUCGUCCAACCUGAAUUUGUGGAAAUCAUUUCCUGGAAUGAUUAUGGAGAGUCUCACUACAUUGGGCCUCUGUAUGAUAAGGCAAUGGAAGCUUUUGACAUUGGAAAAGCUCCCUAUAACUAUGCCACAGAUAUGCCCCAUGAUGGGUGGCGGGAAUUUCUCCCCUUCCUUAUUGACACCUACAAAAGCGGCCAGGCCACGAUCAAUCAGGAGAGUCUCAUGGCAUGGUACCGCCUCCACCCGGUCAAUGCUUGUUCAGAUGGUGGCACUUCAGGGAAUACUGCAUCUCAGCUACAGCUUGAGUUCAGCCCCAGUAGCAUUUUCCAAGAUCGCAUUUUCUACUCCGCUCUGCUAGGGUCGCAAGCCUCAGUGACUGUCUUAAUUGGUGGCGCAUCUCAGGAAGGUGGAUGGGACUAUGUCCCUGACGACAAUAUCGGUGUUUACCAUGGCAGUGUACCUACAAAUGGCCAAACCGGGCAGGUGAUAGUGACCAUUCACCGGUCUGGAGCCACCGUUGCCCAAAUGCAGGGUCAGGCAAUCACCACAAGCUGCACUCAGGGUAUCCAAAACUACAACGCUUGGGUAGGAAGUGCCAAAGGAGGACCGGUCUCUGCAACACCAUCCACGAAGCUCGCCGAUCGGAAAUGGACUGGUGCCAACAAUUUCGCGGGUCUCUGCGAAUACAGCUGCAAGUACGGUUACUGCCCUGACGCCUGUGUCUGUCAGGCCAUGGGCGCUCCCCGAAAGCUACCUAAUGCGACCGGCAUCACUGGCUACCCGCUUGAGGGAGAAAGCCCCAGCUACCUUGGGCUCUGCAGUUUUGACUGCAACUACGGCUACUGUCCCGAAACUGCUUGCGGCACCGCGAGUGCCCCCUUGGUGACACCCACCGUGUCCGACUUUGCCCCGCCAGCCUGCGUUGCGGGUACAGGUGAGGGUAAUCUUGCAGGGCUAUGCAGCUACGCCUGUGGAUUUGGGUACUGUCCCCGAAGUUCAUGUCAGUGCACAACUACCGGCCUGCUUGUAGUACCGCCUGCAAUGACCGGAUCUGCCGGAUUCGCGGCAGCGGGCCUUGAUGAGAAUAUAUACGGAGGUCUCUGUGACUUUGCCUGUAAGCGUGGAUAUUGCCUGUCUGGCGCAUGUACCUCCAUCGCUCCAGAGAAGCCUGCUCCUUCUGGUGAGCUGUAUCCUAAUGAUGGAGACUAUGCCGUGACGGGAAACGCAAAAGGAACUCGCAUUUUUUUUGACAAAAAGGGGAAGUGUACCACAGAUCAAGAAGCUUUUAUCAAGGGGGCAUAUGACGAAUUCCAGAUUCUUGCUCGUCGUGAAGGGGUCACCAAGAUCGACUUUAAUUCAAUUGCAGCCUCAGAAUAUCUUUCGCUUGCUGCCAAGAACAAGGAUCAACAGGCAGCGAUUCAAGAUGUUUUCGAAUACCUUUCUUCGGUCUACCCCUCAUGGCUACCCACUGGCUUGUUCAAUCAAAAUCGCGCGACGGUCUUUUACCACGAGAUGUGCCAUGUCGACCAGAACAUAAAUGUACCACCCAAUCCCCAUAUUACGGAUCUCAUGGUUACUAUUGAAGAAAUGCACGGGGAUCUUCCCGUCCAUUUUCCUCAUAAAGCUUAUGGUCCCAAGUUCACAAAAGUCCUGGCACGAUUCGAUGGCGACAUUCUCAAUUCGGCUGGGUAUUAUGUUCAACGCAACGCCGACAACCUCGCCAUGUAUGCGCUAGCCAGCUACGUGCAGGAGCAACUGGGUAACAUUUAUCCAGCGUGGCCCAUCGUCACAGAUAAACCAUUCGAUCCCCCGUAUCAAGGGCACAACGUUAUUCAGUACACCAUUAAUGACGGAAAAGUUGUGUUCACCAACCUUGGAGAUGAUACCGCCAAAGCAGAUGACUGCGCCCUUUCGGCGAACGUCACGUCCAUCGCAGAUAUCAACAAACUGAUCCCAUCGUGGGCCUAUCCAUCGGCCUAUCGGAAGGCGAAAGCUUUGUGGGAAGAAGAUCUCUUUCCAUCCAAGGAACUGGAGAAUAUGAAACUACGAAUCUUGCCGUUUGGAGAUUCAAUCACCGUCGGUACCAAGAGUUCUGACGGCAAUGGAUAUCGUGAAAAGCUGGUUCUAAACCUAGCAGGGAAUGAUGUCAACAUGAUAGGAUCUGUACACGCGGGAUCAAUGUCUGAUAAUGACAACGAGGGCCAUGCCGAUGUCACAAUUCAGGGUCUUCGGUCCUACAGUGAGGUAUUUGAGAAUCGUCCAAAUGUCGUGCUUCUACAUGCAGGAACAAACGAUAUGGCUGGCAAAUCCGCCGUGGAUUCAGCAAUCACCGAGCUAGGCGAGCUGGUGGAUGACAUUUUCAAUGCUUGUCCUGAUACUGUUCUUCUAAUGGCACUGAUCAUUCCCUCAAGCGAUACUACGGUUAACGAUCGAAUCAACCAAUUCAACGAGCUGGCAGUUCAGCUAGUUCGAAAGAAGUUCGAAAGCGGGAAGCAUAUUCUCCUUGUGGAUAUGAAUUCCUUCGUGACUACGGACGACUUGGCCGAUGGAAUGAAUCCCAAUGACAGGGGAUAUCAGAUCAUGGCUGAUGCCUGGGCACGCGGCCUCCAGCGUGCGAAUGCGAUGGGAUGGAUAUCCGAUCCCAUCACUUCCGUCACUACUACCGUCUAUACCACCGUUCAUCCGACGGUGACGAGUACGGUUGUGGUGACAAGUACACCUGACCCGACACCGACGCCCGUUGGCUACGUAUACUGGUUCUUCGGUCUCGAGGAAAUGGGAGACUUCCCUGUCUUUAAAAUUCAAGGUUACGGCUCGAGUACAAGCUUUGAUGAAUGCAAAAUGCGCCCAGAAUGGGAGGAAAACAACGUUGUAUCAAUGCCUAAGAGCUUGAAGGGAGUGACCAUCCAGGACGACGAAUGCGAUUAUGUCGAGACCAACAGCUGGUAUGAGGCAGCGAAAAAUACGCAGGUGGGAGAGUUGGUCUGCUCUAAAUUUGCCCGGGCGAAGUGUUACAAAGCAGAUGUGACAAGCUUGGGCUGUCCAGGGGGUAUUUUUACACUUGAUGUGUGGACUUUUUGUGAGUGGUGA
Molecule: messenger RNA, 3612 nt
Organism: Aspergillus fischeri NRRL 181
Lineage: Eukaryota; Fungi; Ascomycota; Eurotiomycetes; Eurotiales; Aspergillaceae
Product: putative GDSL-like lipase/acylhydrolase
Biological process (GO): mating projection tip cell wall disassembly
Molecular function (GO): glucan endo-1,3-alpha-glucosidase activity
Source: RefSeq, a predicted model, not a curated record